UGAGCCAGCAAUGCAAAUCUAAAGCUAUGUAAUGCUCCAGGAAAACACAACAGAGAGCCGUUCUUCUUUGAAGUUGCUACAUUUACAACCCCACACAAAGUGGCUUUACUGUUAUUUAUUUACUCGUCUGCUUUCAGUCAUGUCAUACUCCCUUGGGACCAUUAGCAUCUAUAUUAAGUCAUUCACUACCUCACCGGCAACUUUUAUAAUCACGGCUCAAGAUCUCACGCAACUCUGAUCUCUCCAUCUGCAGUCACUUAAGAAAACAAACAGCCCACCAAGAACAAGACUUCCAAGACUGCGAACUUAGCUGGUUACACAGAGCACUGCCUGCUUUCUUUCCUCGGCGUGUGAAUGCUGCUGGGGAUGUGCCACAUCUGGCCUGCCAGCGCUCUGCAGCGGUGACAUCACGGCGUUAUCUCGGCAGGGCGGGGGCAGGCGGAGGGAGAGCGGCGGGCUGCGCCUCCUCGGGAGAGCUCUGCCCCGCCGCACGCCGCUGCCAACGGAGAGAAACCGUCCCGAUUUUCACCUCCGUAGUGAGUACCAGAGAUGGAUGCAUUCCAAACAAUCCUGAAGUUCUUUAUGAACCGGAAAACCGCUAUAGGUUACAGUUUUAUGGCGCUGCUGACAAUGGGAGGUGAACGUGUGUUUUCUCUUGUUGCUUUCAGAUGCCCUUGCAGCAAUGAAAACUUCAGGUACGGUUUAGUAUUUCUCUUCUCGCCAGCUCUUGUUUUGCUGGUUAUUGGAUACUUCUUGAACAGCAAAACCUGGAAACUCUUUACAGGCUGCUGGGUGAAUCCCAGGAAAAUAUUCCCCAGAGGGAAUAUCUGCCAUUUCUUUUACGUCUUUGGACAAAUCACUUUAAAUGCUCUGGUAGCCCCAGUGAUGUGGCUCUCCGUGGCUUUGCUCAACGGGACUUUUUACGAAUGUGCCAUGAGUGGCUUGAAAAAUCCUGCCUACUUACAAGCAGUUUGCCACAGCAAAUCGGAGAACUGCUUUGAAGAGCUACACAAGGUAGCCUGUGACAAAAGCUCCCUGCCCUUUUCAGAGAGUGAUGAACUGAAAAGAACACUUCAAGCACAGUCCCAGAUUUUAGGCUGGUGUGUGAUAGUUACCACAGCUCUCCUCUCCCUGCUAACCACUUGCUGUGCCAGUUGCCAGUCAAAAGUCAGCCACCUCCAGCUGAUGUUUUGGAGAGUGUAUGAGGGGACGGAGAAGGAGCAACUGGAGCAGAUUUUCCAGCUGUAUGCCACCAAGCUGAGUGAGAGAAACCUGAAGUGCUUUUUUGAAAACAAGGAACCAGAACCCAUUUCCCUGCCAGCUUUCCAGGCAUGGGAAGAUGCUUCCCAGCUCUACUCUUUCAGCAGCAGCAAACAGCAUUAUAGCACGAUUCACAGGCUAGUUGAAGAAGGCCAGAAGGGAACCACUGAGGAAAGAGAAACAAUGCUGGACCUUGCGGACAGAAGGGAAGUACCAUAGACCAAGUAUAUUUUCAGCUUUUUUAUAUCUUGUUAAUAUGGCAUAUUUCUAUCUGGUUUUGUCUCUAUGUUUUUCCACAAUGGCCUCUUUCUUCUUCAUCAUGUCUCGUCUCUGUUAGUUACUUGCUCCAAAAGGAUGGAAUGAAAUUAUGUCUCUACAUACAAGUGAAAAGGCUGCUCCAUGGCACCCAGGGUUCAUGUCACUGGCUCAGCAUCAAGAGCUGACAGCACAAAGAAAGGAAUAAUGGCUUCUACAAGAGGGUUUUAACAAUAUGCUAUGUAAAAUGUGCUAUAGUAUGCUUGUCCUGUGUAAAUCUAGAGACUGUCAACAAGUAAAGUUAUUUAAAGUAUGUGAAUAUAAUUACAAGAUACAUGUGCUUUUCUGACAGCCAACAUACAGAAAGUAAAGGUUUUCUCUCCAGGUCAUUUCCAGGCCAGUUGCAGGUACAGCCUUGUUUUGAGGCACCAGUGAUCACUCAAGGCUUCUCUGUCUUUGGAUAUUUUGCCUCUGUAGAACAUUUCCCUGUUAUCUGCUCCCAGCCUAGACUUUCUCUUUGUAUGGAUAUAAAGUCUCAGUUUUCAGCAAGUUUCAGGCACUGGGUGCAGCCUGUAGUGCUCUGUAAUAUUGCUGUUUCUGGGCCUGCAGCCAAUGUACAACAGAGGGCCUGGAAGGAAAUUCCACUUUUUAAGACAGGAAAAUAUUUUUGCAGAAGACUGACUUUCAUUUUUUUGAAUAUCCUUGGAAAACGUGGUGUCUGGAGCAAGAAGAACCAGCAGGUGAGGCAACUGCACAGUCAGUGCCUCUGACAAACACAUUUCAGCCCAGAGCCCUGUGCUUUACGUCACUCACUUGGAAUUAAUCACAUGGCUCUCAGGGAGUUCAGAGUAUUUGCAAAAGCUGUAUAAAAGGAGAACAAAGUUACUUUCCCUGGGCAGGCUUUUGUGCAGCCUUUUAUUGCCAGUCUCUCUGAGCCUGCAAAGAAUCAUAGUUUUGCUCUGCUUGAAUCAUGCUCUUCUCAACAAACCAGGAUAUCCUGCCCCGCUGUUCUCAUACUCAUUGGGUUUCUUCAGCAGGUAAAAGCAUCUAUAUACAGACCAUUACUCUUUAUGAAAUAAAACACAAGCGCCACUUCAACACUCUGCUUAGAAUUUUCUCCUUAUGCUUUCAAGAACUUGUGACCUUUGAGAUAAUGUUUUAAAGUUUUUUCAUCCCAGAUGACCCACUUAGCAGCAUACUUAAAACAUGUUAUAUGCUUAAAUGAGCCUGCUGCUGCUGCUGCUGAAAACACAGAUGCAACACUGCCAAAAUGAAAGUCACAACAGCAGAUGUCUGACACUGUGCCUGGCACAUAGAUCAACCAUUUUCUCCCCAGGAGCUUCUCCUGGUAUAGCAUCUACCUACUUCCAGUCUAUGUGACCCUUCCUAUUUGUCUUUCCUUGUGAGAACUGUCCCAAUAUCUUCUGUCCAGCCCCAUUUCACCUCCUCCCUGCACACAAGAGGAGAUAGAACACCUCCUAACAGGACAGCCCCACUGCCUGGGCCAAACUUCCCGAUCCAAAACUGUCUCUCCACCUCCUUCCUCAGAAAAUCAAAGCAAGUAGGGAUGCAAUGGGGAGGACAGCAAGUAGGUUAAUGAGUUGAUCCAAGAAAUACAAGAAACAAGUGGAUUGAGGUUAAGAGAAGGCCUCCAGUGUGAUAUAAUAACUGGGAUACAGAGGCAAAAGCACAGCUGGUAGAGGGGACAGAGUGAUCCCACUUGGAGCUUUUGGUAUCCUCUCUUCCCUCAGAAGAAAGCUUAGGGCUCUGCACCUGAGUAGCCCAGGCCAUCUGAAAUGGCAGCACUUCCCAGCCCUAUCUUCUGCUUUAUUGUGGAGGGGCAAAUCCAAAAUAAAUUUCCUUAUCUUCCUCCUUGCCUACUUCAUGUUUGCAGGUAGCUCAUGUUGAGAGUGUCUCUACCCCCAAGAGCAGCUGCUGAACACUUUGUGCUGCAAUGUGUGCCUGGUAGGAGCCCAUCUCUCCCUUAUCUUCAUUCCCAGGGGAAUGUGUGACUCUUUAUCUUACCAAAACGCCUGUGACUUACUGCAAUUUCCAUGUGGAUCCUAGAUACUUCUAUGAAAAUAGACUGAAAUAACAGCCAGUUUGACCCUAUGUUUCCAACUGGCACGUGGGUUUGAAAAAUUUAACUUAGUCCUUCAAGGGGCUACUGUAAAAGCUACUUUCUAUCAACAUUGUUCCUGAAUCCAGCAGCUACCAUGGCAGCUCAGAAAGAGACAGAGUAUUGUCAACACGGUCCAAAACAAACUGGAGAGAGAGAAAAACACCCCACAAAUAAAACCAAACAGCAAGGUUGACAUUUUCUGCUGGAAAAUUUAGAUUUUUGCAUUAAUUCUGAUACCCAUCAAAAUAUGAAUUUCAAAGAAAAUAGAAAACUUCUGUUUAAUCUUCUGUGCUCUGUGCCUCGGUUUAGCCUUUAAAUUCUCUUAGCUCUUCUUCCACCACACAUCUGCUGCUCCAUCAAACUUGAAGUCUUUGUUAUAAGAAUGAAGACUUUUAAACCAUGCUAAGCCCUCAUAUGCUCUCAAUUUAGUUUCAGCUGUACUUUGCAUUAUGGUAUGAUGCAUCUGUCCAAAUUAUAUUGUUAAAAAUUUUUGUGUAAAAGUGAACUUGCAUGGAAACUAUGCAAAAGAAGUAGCUGGUUUGCAAUGGAGUACCAAAUAAAGGCCAAAUUGUAAAGUGAAAAUUGUGAAAAUGUCUUGGCAGAAACAAUAAUUUAUAGUGCAUAGAUAAGCAAAUCAAUGAAUAUAAAAUAUUUUUUUCUUAAAACCAGGCUAUAACUGAACUGCAAAUAUUUUAAAACUACCAUUUACAACUUCUCAGAGGAUAAAACAAAGGUCUUUUCAGUCUUUGUGACUCCAAAAGACUAGAAUGUAAAAUGAAUGAGGUGGUUUGAAACUUGCAUCCCAUAAAUCUGUCUCAUUUUUAUCCAUGAAAUGGAAGAAAAAAGAAUAUCUGUUUAGACAUGUACAUAGGCUUGCCAGCAAAAUGAUGCCCAUAUAAGGCAAAACCUCACUUUUGAAAAUGUUAUUUGCAACUCUAUGACACUAUAGAUUGCUUAAUGAGAAAAUAAGAUCCAAGCAGUCUGAAUUAAAAAUGUAUCUCUGCCCUUUUUCAAAAACUCAGUCAGCAUUCCAUCUCUCUCAAGCAGCAAGAAUAAAAAUUGUUAACAUUCUGAGGGUCCUCAAAGACAGCCUAGAAUUACUGAAAUGUUUAGGAAGCCACUAACUUUUCAGUCCCUCUACGUACUACUGGGGACUUUUCACUUCCCAACUUUAUAUGCAGAAGUCAUGACACCAAGUAAGUAAGUACAGACUGUUAAAAAAAUGGAAACCACGAUUUCAGACAACAUAAUAGCAAGAUUAAUGAAGGACCAGAAUUCAUCUGCUUAAAAGGGGAAAGAUGGUCAAAAUAAUAUAUCUGCUAGCAUACUUUUCAUUCUUAGUAUUUUUCCAGUCAGGGUUUGGAAAGAGGAAGAUAUAUUAAAUGUAUUGCCUUCUUUUGCUGAUUCCAAACUUCUCUUCUGACCUUUUCUUUACUUUCCGCAGUGCAGCACUUCAGUGUCCUGUUUACUGUUUACCACAGUAUGCUGUAUUACUUAGCACAGCAACCUGCUUGUGCAUUUCCCUCUCCCUGCUGAGAUCUGAAAAUCAACAUUUACCAGCUUCAUAAAUUCUGCCAGCUUCUGUCAGACCUUCCAACUGGCCAUAUGUCAAUAUACAGGGACCUUGUGUGGCAGCACCUUCCAUGACAGGGGAAAGGACUUUUCCUGUCCUACAGCUCUGGGCAGGGGGGUGACAUGGUUGGAUUAUGCCAUCAUUUGUUAUACCCCUCCAGGGAGCUCUCUUCAAAGACCUCCAGAGAUGUUAAUUUCCUGUGUUCCCAGGGUACUAAGUGUCCACAGUAAAGCUCAUCUCUGGAGCCACUGCUUUUCAGGAACAGAUUUAUCCUUAGACACUGCACUGUUUAAUCCAGCCUGUGAGCCAGCACCAGUUUGCUGUGGACCAGAGCAUGUGGUCAGGCUGCUUCCACUUCUAGCACAGACAAACACCUCCUGGUGCUAGUGAAGGUAAUAUAAACUAAACUAAUCUAAUAAAAAUUAGAUCCAAAACCAGAAGCUGUUUUUUGCAACUCAUUUGAUCAGAUCAAUUACAUCAAGGUCUUUGAGGAGAAAUUGAAUUAAACAUUGAUUUUGCAGGAUUAUAGAGAAAAAUUAUCAACCUAAUUUCAAAAGUAAUCCUCAGUUAUACUCAGAUCCAAAUUCUGAAUCCCAUCUUGGACAUUACUUCUUCAGCUGGGCUUUGUUCUUAAUAUCAAUUGGUUUCCAUUUCUUACCCCAAUUUGCCAGAGAGCCUACUUUUACAUGUCCUGUUUCAUCUCUUUUUUAAUUCAAUCCCAACUGUAGCCCUGCCAAGUCACAGGACCAACAUGAGAAGACAGUGAACACCAUGGGAACUCAGUGUAGAAGGGCUCACUUUGGCUCCUCAUCAAAACUUGUUGGCCCUUCUCCAGGUCAAUAUAAGUUAGCAAUAAAGCCCAGGCUUUGCAAUCUGAACCAGUGGUAGAAGUUUUAAGCCCCCAGUCACUGCUUUAGGUGCACCUUUCCUCCAGUAUUUAUUUCUUAAUCUGGGAAACUGGCUUUGUAGUCCUCAUUUAUGUUUUUUUUCUUUUGCUUCAUCUCUUUCCAUUUCCACAGGGAACACCCACAGCCUGAUCUUACAGACUUCUUUGUUUUCCAAAGAACUGAAGUAUAAUAGUUAUGUUAACAGGAGGUUUGGCUUUAACUACUUGAAUUGCUGAACUGUCUUAAUUACUUUAUCUUUGAACUGGUUUUACUCAUUCUCAAACAGAUUUAGACCUCUGAAGACUUAAUGCAGUUAAGUAUUUAAGCACUUUCUCCUGGCUGGGAACACUCCUGCUGAAGAGUUAAGGAGAUCAUGUAAACAGCUUCAUGAUUCUGAGCUAAAAACUGUAGUAGAGUAUUUGCAGCUCCUUACUGGGUCACUUUAGACAUGUUUUGUUGGUAUGUGUCUCAGACAAAUGUACUUGAAGAUUAUUUAAAAAUUGUUUUGCCAAAGAAAUGUGAAAAUGCUGUCCAUAUCACAUUUUGCCUCAGAAAUGUUACACUCCUACUACAGAACUCCUUUUAGUUUGCUAAAAAUAGUCUUUCAAAGGGAGAGUGUGUGCCUUAAUGUUUGUCCCAAUCUUUCCAAGUAAUUUUUUACUUCUCUUAAUAAGUCUCUUUGGAAGUACAAGCUGCAGAGAAACAGUGUCUUUUUCCAUUGUUAAUUUCUCACUGCACUUUGCUGUUGAAUACCAUGUACUUAAGAAUGAAGGUUUAACUGUAAUAAUGCAUUUGUAAAGAAGGGAACUAUGAUGAAUAAGACCCAGAAAACCAGAUAUCUGACAUAUAUGUGAAAAUAAAGUACCAAUCACCUGAAGAAGAAUGUAAAAGUGAACAAAAAUCUGAUUUUGCAGCCGUUUGAAAUGAGGCAGUGGAUUUUAAAACAGUGAUUGAAAUGCUGCUUGUCUCAUCGGUUUCAUUCAGCUGUCCUCACCAUUUCCAAUGGAUCAUCUGUCUAGCCCAGCUCAGCUGCUUACUGGGAAGAACUUUGUUAUGUAUUCUUAUUUAAAUUUCUCUUUGAAAUUCCCUGGAAUUCUAACUUGCCAGUGGGGGCAAACAAUCUUUAGAAACCUGUGUCUUUGUUGUCUGACAGAAGAGUGAACAGCUACUCAAUAAAAGGGAAAUUUCCAUCAAAGUAAGCAAAAGUA
Messenger RNA from Serinus canaria (Common canary), 7305 nucleotides. RefSeq names its product calcium homeostasis modulator family member 5 (gene CALHM5). The record is from RefSeq and is a predicted model, not a curated record. NCBI's taxonomy places the organism in Eukaryota, Metazoa, Chordata, Aves, Passeriformes, Fringillidae. The transcript is spliced from 2 exons. Bases 550 to 1479 code for a protein of 309 amino acids. Gene Ontology annotation, molecular function: monoatomic cation channel activity.